Lineus longissimus is the source of this 876-nucleotide messenger RNA. RefSeq names its product fork head domain-containing protein FD5-like. Gene Ontology annotation, molecular function: RNA polymerase II cis-regulatory region sequence-specific DNA binding; DNA-binding transcription factor activity, RNA polymerase II-specific. The record is from RefSeq and is a predicted model, not a curated record. The coding region runs from base 1 to 876 and encodes 291 amino acids. Gene Ontology annotation, biological process: regulation of transcription by RNA polymerase II; cell differentiation; anatomical structure morphogenesis. The transcript has a single exon. Lineage: Eukaryota; Metazoa; Nemertea; Pilidiophora; Heteronemertea; Lineidae.
AUGCAUCCUUUCAGUAUCGAGUACCUGACCUCACCUGCCGUCGGGAAGAAGACAGACCGGCCAUGGUCCCCAGCAUCUCUUGAUAGCGACACUCCAAGGACACCAUCCCCAGCCAGCAGCGUCUCUUCACACAGCAAGUCUCCAUCCUCCUCGCAUCUGGGUCAGGAAUUAGAUCCCUCGGUGGCCAAGGCUCUGAUCCUACUGGAAAGGCAUGCAUCAUCCACUGGAGGAGCGAAAAGGACGUCUGAGAAGCCAGAACAUUCUUACAUAGCCAUGAUCUCCAUGGCCAUACUCCACGCACCAGUCAAAAAGAUGCUACUCUCGGAUAUUUACCAGUACAUCAUGGAUUGCUUUCCUUACUACAACAAUCAGAACAAGGCAUGGAGAAACAGCGUCCGGCACAAUCUCUCCCUGAACGAGUGUUUCAUCAAAUGCGGCAGAGCUGACAAUGGCAAAGGCAACUUUUGGGCAAUUCAUCCUGCGUGUGUCGAGGAUUUCGCUCGUGGUGACUUCAGGCGGAGACAAGCAAGGCGACGGGCCAGGCAGUGUAACAAUCGAGUUGACGAUGGACGGCUUUCUGGAAUGACUGGUAACGUCAAGUACAGCUGCUACGUGCCUGUGGAUUCUCAUACAUCUUUUGCUGGAUAUCAUCCUUAUUCGACCCCAUCUUACGCUCAACAGCCACCGUACCCCGUUACAUCACAGAUGACGCCAAUGCCAAUGGGUUACACCGGAUAUACGCAACGAAUGAUGACAUCACCAGCAAUGUUGCCAUCUCCGGCAAUGACGUAUGACGGGUCAGCUUAUACGUCACUUCCGUCUCCGAUGUCUUACGUUUCUAAAGCAUCGGGAAAUAUGUCACUACCGGCUUGGUAA